Sceloporus undulatus (fence lizard) is the source of this 1693-nucleotide messenger RNA. It is a transcript of the gene SDS, whose product is annotated as serine dehydratase. The transcript is spliced from 9 exons. Bases 480 to 1583 code for a protein of 367 amino acids. Gene Ontology annotation, molecular function: L-serine ammonia-lyase activity; threonine deaminase activity; pyridoxal phosphate binding. Gene Ontology annotation, biological process: L-threonine catabolic process; L-serine catabolic process. The record is from RefSeq and is a predicted model, not a curated record. NCBI's taxonomy places the organism in Eukaryota, Metazoa, Chordata, Lepidosauria, Squamata, Phrynosomatidae.
GUCAUGAGGUUUUGAAGUCCAAAGUUAUCAGGAGGUCUCCAGUGGCUGCCACCUUGUCCAGGCCUUCUUCUGGAUGCCCUAGGACCCACCUGUGGAGAUCUGCAGUUCCUUGAAGGCCUACAACAGGGCCGUGGGCCCUCCCAGCUGGCACCUCAAGGGUUGGAACAGAGGCGCAGAAGAAGAUGACAUCAGAGAUGAGGGUGGUCAUGAUGGGGGGUGCCCGGGUUCCUUCCCUCAUUGGCCGCCAAGCCAAGACCACCGUCUUAUAAAGCAGGGUCAAGCGACCAGGGUUUUCCAAUGAGACUGUGGCUCCAAAGAUCAGCUUGGCACAAUCCCACCACCCAGAGAAGAAGAAACGCACCCUUGAUCCCACCAGCCUGCCGGUGUUCUCUGACACAUGCCCUUCGGCCACCCUGGAACCAUAUCGCGUGCCAACCCAUGCUCUGUCGCCUCCCCGGGAACUCCUGGCAACCUACACAAUGGCUCCCAGCAAGCCUCUCCACAUGAGCACUCCGCUGCGAGAAAGUGUCACCCUCUCCAAGCUGGCUGGCACCAAGGUCUACUUGAAGCUUGACAGCGCUCAGCCGACAGGCUCUUUCAAGAUCCGGGGCAUUGGGCACUUCUGUAAAACGUGGGCAGAACGAGGUUGCAAGCGCUUUGUUAGCUCCUCAGGAGGAAACGCUGGGCUUGCAGCUGCUUACUCUGCCAGGAGGUUGGGAAUCCCAGCUACUAUCUAUGUGCCCACAUCUACCCCAGUUUUCACCAUCGAGCGUCUCAAAGAUGAGGGAAGCAACGUGUGCGUCGAGGGAGAGAUGCUGGCCGAAAGCACAAAAGCAGCCAAGGAGUUGGUUAAGAAUAACCCCGAAUGGGUCUAUGUGUCUCCAUUCGACGACCCUCUCAUCUGGGAAGGGCAUAUGUCCCUCGUCCGAGAGAUCAAGGAACAGAUGGAGUCCAAACCUGGGGCGCUGGCCCUGUCGGUAGGUGGAGGUGGCAUGCUAUGCGGCGUGAUUCGGGGCCUCCGCGAGGUGGGCUGGGAUGAUGUCCCCAUCAUUGCCCUAGAGACUGAAGGAGCCCAUAGCCUGAAUGUAUCCUUAGCAGCCGGGAAGUUGGUGACACUCCCAAACAUUACCAGCAUUGCUACAACUCUUGGGGUGAAUACCGUGGCAGUAGAAACGUUGAAGCUGGCUCAGGAGCACCCCGUCUUUUCUGUAGUUGUCACCGAUCGGGAGGCAGUGGUGGCCAUUGAGAAGUUUGUGGAUGAUGAGAAGAUCCUGGUGGAACCAGCAUGUGGGGCUGCCUUGACCUCAGUCUACAGCCGGGUGGUCCAAAGGCUACAGGCGGAAGGCAAACUGAGCCCCCAGCUGGACUCCCUUGUGGUUAUUGUGUGCGGUGGCAACAACAUCACCCUGGCACAGCUGCAGCACCUCAAGGAACAACUGGGCAUCCAGAAUGACGAGGACCAUUGGGGACAGGACUUGACAGAAAGCCAGGUGGCUGUGGCUGUCUGGGAUGUAACUUCUCAGGACAAUAGUGAAACUCUCAGGGCUUCGCUCCAAGCUUGUUGGAAACCAUGCGCUUAUUAAAACUCUGAAGUGCCGCAGCCUCUGUGGUCUCCCUGAGCUGUGUGUCACACGCAGGUGGAAGAGCAGGGGUAGACUGGUGGGAACCACGGUCUUGCGGACCCCAGAUUUAG